AUGCAGCGGGACGAGGAGGCCGAGCUGCGCGAGCUGAACGCCCGCCUGGCCGGCUACGUGGGGCGGCUGCGGGCCCUGGAGGGGGAGAACGGGCGGCUGGCGCAAGAGCUGGCCGCCCUGCGCCGCUCCGGCCGCCCUGGGGAGCGCGAGCGGGAGGUGGCCGAGCUGCGCCGGGCGGCGGCCGAGCUGCGCCGGACCCUGGGCGAGGCGGAGCGCGAGCGGGAGGCGCUGCGGGGCGAGCGGGGGCGCCUGGAGGCCCUGGGCGCGCAGCUGCUGGACCUGCGCCGCCGCCGCCUGGAGCCCGAGGCCGGAGAGCUGCGCGCAAGGCUGGAGGCGCUGGCGGCCGACUGCGCCGCGCUGGAGGCGCAGCUGGGCCGGCUGCGGGCCGAGCGCGGCCGCCUGCAGGAGGAGAGGCGGCGGCGGCCCCCCGCCAAGACCCCCGCCCGGCAACGGGAGACCCCCCCGGGCCGGCGGGAGGCGGGCGAGCCGCGCGCCCUGGUGCUGCGCUGGAGCGGCGCGCGCUGCCUGGAGCGCUACGCGGCCGAGCUGGCGGCGCUGCGCGAGCUGGAGGGCCGCCUGCGCCCCGCCGACGCCCAGACCCUGCGCGCCCGCAACCGGCACGGCCGCCGGCGGGCCGAGGGGCUGCGGCGGCGCGCGGAGGAGCUGGCCGCCCUGGCCCAGCGGCUCGAGGCGGAGCGCAGGGCGCAGGCGGAGCGGCACGGCGCGCAGCGCAACGAGUACGAGAUGGUCAUUGAUGCCCUGGAAGAAGAAAAGCGGUUCCUAACCUUGUCUAUCGCCGAGUAUUUAAAGGACUACCACGAGCUGCUGCAGGUGAAAGCAAGUCUCAGCCUUGAAAUUGCAACUUACAGAGCUUUGUUAGAAGGAGAGAGCAGCCAGUGGAUUCUUCUGUGGGAAGAAGAAUAUGGAAGGAAAGUGCCCCAAGGGGUCCGAAACCUGCUUCAUGAAUAUAGCAAUCGCUACUCGGCUUAUCGGCAAGAGAAAGGAAGGAGAGCUUUCCCAGCAAUCCAGAAUGUUGACACAAGAUAUAAAACGCCGAUCGCAAACAUGAGCAGCUCUGCCGUUUAUUCAUCUCAAACAAAACCCAGCAGAAUUCAGACAGCUGCUACUGAGAAAGCGUUCAGGAAAGAUGCCGUCCGGUCGGAAUCCCGGCCUUCAGCAGCUAUUAGAAAGGAUGUGACUCAUCAGAGAACCGUGACAGACCAGAGGCAGGUCCGAACUUUCAGCCCAUCUCCUGUUAUUAGCAGAGAGAGUGAAGUUCGGCAAAGAACGCUGCCUGAAACCAAACGAGCGGAGGCUGUUACUGCAGCAUCUUUUUCAAAAGAAUCAGCAGAAGUCCGAAAGGAUACGACAAUCCCCAAUACUUUUGAGAACGUAAGACCCAAAAUAGCGGGGGUAUCUGCUACAUCGUACAGCCUAAAUUCCAGUUCUAAAGAAACUAAAUAUGAGAGAACCCAAGAAGGAACUGAUGUACGAGCGAGUAAACAAAUCAGCGAAGUUAAGCCAAUGGAAGAGAAGUCUGUUUUGUUACAAGAAAGGCAUGAAACGGAAAGAUCGGCCAGAGAAGUGACCGAUUCUGUCCGAGGAGAAGUGGAAAAGAAAUUGGCUGGACUCGAAACAACGGUUAACUUUGAAAAGAAGAUGGAAAUUAAGCAUGGAACAGAGGAGGAAAAGCAUACCAUGAAAGAACCAAGCAUCACCGAUAGCAGAAAGGAAGCCAGUCUUGCAGAAGAUGGAACCCCCAAGAAUGGAAAAUACGUCAAAUGGGAAGAACGUAUUAGGGUUGAUACAUCAGGAACAGAUUUGCCAUCCAGUAGAACGAUGGAUAAAAGUGGUUCGUUCCAACAUGACAAAAAUGUGACAACGCAAAGCAAAGAAGCUGUUGAGAUACCCAUUCAAGUCCAGCCGUUUAAAAACAAUAGGGCAGAAAUAACAUUACAAGACUCAAAACCUUUGAUAGGUAAACAAAAGGAUGAAGCCACACCGAAGUUCUCCAAAAAUAUUCCAGAGACGGAAUUGAACAGAGUGUUUGAAGAAGGAAGCCCUCAAAUGGAUACCUUAUUGACAGAAAGCAUAGCAGAAAAUAUAGUUUCUGACAUUCUUAAAGGUUUUGUGCAGAAAUCUUCUGAUUCGGGACUUCCCACUGAUACCAAAUUCACCUUCUCUGAAAAGAAACUUUCUGAGGAUGGAAAAAUGAAGUCUGAGGUCACUGUACAGUCUACAAUUCAAGAAGAUCUGGAUGAGUCUGAUCUGGAACGUUUCUUAAAGCAAGACGUUAAAGGGACGGGAGAUGCUAAGGGAGCUUUAUCUGAAGCUGCAUUAGAAGACAUCAUAAAUGCUAGCCUGAAAAGAAGGGAGGGCCAAGGGAAAAGGACUGUUCAGGUUGAGAUAGUGGAGGAGCCACUAGGAACUGCUGCUGAUGAAAGAGCAGAAUUCCCAACACCCUUUGAAGUGGAAGAGGCAGAAGAUACUUUGCCCUAUAUGGCAGGACAUCUGUAUUACGGGGCCGAAGAGAAGGCUACCACAAGUGCCGCUGAAGAUCUUAAACGACAGCAACCCAGUGUGAUUGUGUCUCAUGUCGAAGAAGUCUAUGAGGGGGACGAUGUAGUGGACGAAGAAAAAUAUUUUGUAUCGACUCCAGAAGAGCACCCCUUGGCUCACGAGAAAGACGAUGGCUCCAGAUAUGGACAAAUCCAUAUUGAAGAGGAAUCCACUAUUAAAUAUUCAUGGCAAGAUGAAUUUCUUCAGGGAGCUCAGAAAAGGGUAAAUGAAGGCAAGGGUUCACCGGAAAUUAUUUACCAAAUGAUGGGGGAAGAAGAAAAUGCCUUCAUUUCAAAGGAUGAGCAACCAGUGGAGCAGGUAGCGCAUGCCGAAUCCAUCAUUAUUGAGAGAGAGAUUAAAAUACCACAUGAAUUUCACACGUCAAUAAAGAGCCUGUUUUCUGAGGAGUCAAAGGACCCUAAGCACCAGCUGAAAGAAGCAUUGGAAACGCUUGAAGACAGCCUUCCAGAAAGCGUCAAGCAAGAGCUCUCAGCACUAACCAAAGAGGGCCAAGGUGAUUCAAGCAGUCUGGAAGUUGAUAUUAGAAAAGUGGAGCAGACCAAAAAGGGGGGCUUAGUUACUAUAGUUGCAGAAGUCAGUCUGUCUGAGACGCUCGACUCGGACCAGUUUAACACAGGAUAUCUUGGUGAAGGCCUUGCUGGGGAGAGAGAGUCCCCAACACGGGUCUCAACUACAUAUAAUUUUGAUGAACGCAGGCAGCAAGAGUCAGAAAGCUAUGACAACAGUAGAAGUAAAGCUGGAAUAAUCGAAGUUUCUUCCACGCCAUGGACUACCGAAGCGGUUUCUAGCUCGGCUAAAUUAACCAGCAGCGACGGCGUGAGAUACCAUACUAGCGAACAUGUGGUCAGUGAAGGCCCGGUGUUCAAAAGUUUGGGACUUGACAGCGCAAGUGACCCGUCUCACAUGCAAAGUUCAUUCGAUAUCAACAGAUCUGUACGGCAAAUUGCAGUCGGCCCGACAGAAAUUCGCAGAACUGAGCAGGUCCUGCAUGAAGGUCCCAUUUCAGAAAAUCUAGAGUUUGGCACAGGUGGCUUUGAGGCAGGAGCAACAACUAGCGUCAGCCGUUCCAUGCGAGGGUUCACACAUGGUCCUGAAGAAAUUCUGACAAUGGAAGAAAUAGUGUAUAGAGGGCCUGUUCGUGGACCGGUGGAAGUGAGUGGUCCUGAAAACCCUAGUCAGGCACAGUUCUCCUCUGAUAGGAGGUCCACUAAGCAUGUCAUGUUGGGCUCAAAGCAAAUCGUUGAAGAAAUAGUGUUUGAGGGGGUGGCUUCUGACUUGUCAGCAGAUGAUAAUAGCAGGGGUCUCUCUCAAACAAAAGGUUCGGCAGAAAGCAGCAGAUCAAUCAGGCACAUUCGAAUAGAUCCAAGAGGGGCACCAACUCAGCAAACAGUUUUUGAGGGCCCUCUUUCUGGAAUUGUGGAGCACAGCAGAACCGGCAAUUCUGUUUCAUUUGAUGGGUCGGUGAGGCACAUUAAGAUAGAACAGAAAGAAACCCCAGUCACUAACCAAGCCAUAUAUGAAGAAUCUUCUACUAAGACGACUGAACCGAGUCAUGAUCAAGACUGGCUUUCCAAAGAAGGGACACUGGAUACCAAUACAACCAUCAGACACAUCAAGUUAGCUCCCAAGGAAUUGGUGACAAUGGAGCAAAUUGUUUGGAAAGGGCCCAUUUCCGAACAACGUUUGGAGUUCAGCGAAUCUGGACCAACGUUCUCUUCUGACGGGUCAGUAAGGCAUGUUACACUGGGGCAGAAGGAAAUUUGGAGCGGCGAACGUGUCGCGUACCAUGGUUCUGUUUCUGGAUCUUCUGGUAUAGGCUCUGCAGGGGAAGAUACUUUAGAAACGGAAGGGCCCACGGAGAGCAGUCGAUCGGUCAGACACAUCAGAGUGGGCCCCGUUGAAACUCACACAGAACAGAUCGUAUUCCAAGGCCCUGUUUCCGAUAAAACGCCAAAGAUUGAUAUUGUGGCGCUUUCUCCCACAGAUGGGCCACCAGAAAGCCAAUCUCUUGGGCGCAUAAAGAUAGGACCGAAGGAAACAUCCUUUACCUUUCAGAUGGAUAUAACUAAGGUAGCAGGAGGAGGACAAGGAGCGAAAAUUCAGGUAUCGGAUACGAAAGACGCCCAUCCGGCAGAGGAUACAGCCACAGGUGGUGAUAGAGGCGUUGAAAGUGAACAAAGAUCAGAGGAGUCUUCAUUUGAGCAGACUGUUCAGCUGCAAAGGAUGGUAGACCACAGAUCUGUGGUUUCUGAUGAUAAGAAAAUUGCCCUUCUUUACCUUAAUGAAAAUGAAGAGGAGGAGGAGGAGGAGGGACCGUGGUUCUGAACAUAAGAGUUUUAUGAAAUGU
Molecule: messenger RNA, 4927 nt
Organism: Euleptes europaea (tarantolino)
Lineage: Eukaryota; Metazoa; Chordata; Lepidosauria; Squamata; Sphaerodactylidae
Gene: SYNM
Product: synemin
Exons: 4
Coding region: 1-4905 (1634 amino acids)
Biological process (GO): fast-twitch skeletal muscle fiber contraction; intermediate filament cytoskeleton organization
Cellular component (GO): neurofilament cytoskeleton; costamere; sarcolemma
Molecular function (GO): structural constituent of cytoskeleton; intermediate filament binding; vinculin binding
Source: RefSeq, a predicted model, not a curated record